AUGGAUACUCAGAACCUACCAGCCUACCCACCUCUCUCCGUGGUUGAGGACUUGAUUGUCAAGGAGAAGAAGGGCAACUGUGUUCCCGUCUAUGUUGAACUCCCUGCCGAUCUGAUUACACCAUGCAUGGCCUAUCUUCGUGUCGCGAAGGAUUCAAAGUACAGUUUUCUCCUGGAGUCUAUAAUCGCCGGAGAGAGCGUCGCUAGAUACAGUUUCAUCGGUGCUGAUCCUCUCAAAAUUAUCAAGACUGGACCUGGAGAGGAGAUAACAGGAGAUCCUAUGGUCGCUCUACAGAGGGAACUUGCCCUCCACCAAUACGUGAAGAUCCCAGAGAUCCCCACAUUUACGGGUGGCGCCAUAGGAUAUGUGUCGUACGACUGUAUCCAGCACUUCGAACCGAAGACGAAGGCUGAGCUCAAGGACCCCCUCGGAAUCCCAGAAGCGGUAUUCAUGCUCGUCGACACUCUGAUCAUCUACGACCACAUCUUCCAGACGUUGAAGGUCGUCUCGCACGUCUUCAUUCCCAAGAGCUUUGGCACUGGGAAUCUCGCGUUUACGUACCAGACAGCUGUCUCGAAAGCUAGAAGGCUGGCUAAAGUCUUGCUGUCAAGUUCGACACCCGAACCGCGACAGCCGCCGAUUAUCCUAGGAAAGGAAGCAGUGUCGAAUGUCGGAAAGGUGGGGUACGAGGCUUUCGUCACUCAGCUGAAGAAGCAUAUCAUAGCAGGCGAUAUCAUCCAAGCCGUACCAUCCCAGAGAUUAGCCAGACCGACUUCACUGCAUCCUUUCAAUGCCUAUCGACAACUUCGACAGGUCAACCCAUCACCGUACAUGUUCUACCUCGACUGCGGGGAUCUUCAAAUUGUUGGAGCAAGCCCGGAGACGCUUUGCAAGGUUGAGAAAAACGUCGUCUAUAACCACGCCAUUGCCGGGACAAUCAAGAGAGGAAAAACACCGGAAGAGGACGAGAAGUUGGGAGCUAUCCUCCUCGCUUCGGAGAAAGACCGAGCGGAGCACAUCAUGUUAGUUGACCUGGCGCGGAACGAUGUCAAUCGAGUCUGUCUGCCAAAGACGGUCAAAGUUGACCAUCUCAUGAAGCUCGAGAAGUUCAGUCAUGUCAUCCACUUGACUUCUCAAGUUUCGGGUGUGCUGAGAGAGGGACUAACGAGGUUUGACGCUUUCCGGUCGAUCUUCCCAGCGGGCACCGUUUCUGGAGCCCCAAAAAUCAAGGCUAUCGAGAUUAUUUCGUCGUUGGAGAAGGAGCGAAGGGGCGUAUACGCUGGGGCCGUUGGUCGAUUUGACUUCGCCAAUGAUGAAAUGGACACCUGCAUCGCCAUUCGAACCAUGACAUUCAAGGACGGCGUUGCAUAUCUACAAGCCGGUGGUGGAAUCGUAUUCGACAGUGUCGAGGAGGAGGAAUACAUCGAGACAAUCAACAAGCUGGGUGGAAAUGUGCGGGCGCUUGAAGCUGCCGAACGUUAG
Molecule: messenger RNA, 1482 nt
Organism: Cyclocybe aegerita
Lineage: Eukaryota; Fungi; Basidiomycota; Agaricomycetes; Agaricales; Hemipholiotaceae
Source: the annotation of a GenBank genome assembly